AUGACAGUAAAAGACGAUGGAGGUGGCGGCUGCGGUAGCAGUAACGGUGGUGGUGGUGGUAAUGACUACGAAGGCGGUGGUGGCGGAGGCGGAGGAAGUGGUGGUGGUUGUGCUAAUGGUGGCAUAGGUGGUGAUGUUCAUGAUAGUUGUGGUGGUGGCGGCGGUGAUGAUGGCGGCGGGGGUGGUGGUGAUGGGGACGAUUAUGCAACAAACAUUGAUAUAGGAUCAAUUGACUGGGGAAGGAGAAAUACAGGGUUUGGACUUGAUAUUGUGGGCCUCUUGUUCCUUAUUGUGAUGCUUCCCUUCCUUUGUUAA
Molecule: messenger RNA, 315 nt
Organism: Lactuca sativa (garden lettuce)
Lineage: Eukaryota; Viridiplantae; Streptophyta; Magnoliopsida; Asterales; Asteraceae
Source: RefSeq, a predicted model, not a curated record